Messenger RNA from Adineta steineri, 618 nucleotides. The record is from the annotation of a GenBank genome assembly. NCBI's taxonomy places the organism in Eukaryota, Metazoa, Rotifera, Eurotatoria, Adinetida, Adinetidae.
AUGGGCAAAAGUCAUUCAAAAUCAACAUUUUCACAAUGGGAUUUAGAUCGAUUUAGUAAUGUUACUGGUAUUCCACGUGCUAGAGUUGAACAACUUUAUCAAGAAUUUGUUGCUUCAACUGGCAAAGAUAAUCAAAUGGACAAGAAAGAAUUUCGUCGUUUAUACAGAGAAUUAUAUCUCAGUGCAAAAACAGGUUCAGAUAUUCCAGCAGUUAUCACCGAACAUGAUUUAGAAAAACUUGCCGAUCGUGUAUUUAAAGCAUUUGAUAGCGAUGGAACAGGCAAACUAUCAUUUGAACAAUUUGUUAAUGCAUAUCUAUUACUCGAUCGUCGUGAUGAACCAAACACAGCUAUAACAGCUCGUGAUCGAUUCAGUUAUGUUUUAGAUCAUCAUAAUCCAACACCAGGUUUCAUUACACGAGAACAUGGUGAACAAGUAUUGGAUCAUCUUAAUCGAUAUUAUACCGUGGAUGAUGUAUCGAAACCAGUUACAACUACAUGGGAACAACAUUGGUCGCGACUUGAUGAUGGCAGUGGCCGUGUUCCACAAGAGAAAUUUGUUGAAUAUGUUACAACAUCCGAUGAUUAUAAAAAUAACUUAAAUCGUGCUUUACUUUAA